CGCCACCAAUGCCUGUCCAAGAAAGCCACGCAUCAUCUCCGGCGACCGCCGAUAACGGCGGAGAAAACCAGGACGAAGCGUGGGUAUGGGCACAGAUCAAAGCCGAAGCGCGCCGAGACGCCGAGUCCGAACCAGCACUCGCUAGUUACCUCUACUCCACUGUCAUAUCUCACUCCUCACUUGCUCGCUCUAUUUCCUUUCACCUCGGCAACAAACUCUGCUCCUCCACGCUACUGUCAACACUCCUCUACGAUCUCUUCCUCAACACCUUCUCCUCCGAUCCCUCUCUCCGCUCCGCCACCGUCGCCGAUCUCCGUGCCGCCCGCUGCCGUGACCCAGCCUGCAUGUCGUUCUCUCAAUGCUUGUUAAAUUAUAAGGGCUUCUUGGCUCUCCAGGCUCAUCGGGUAGCUCAUAAAUUAUGGGUUCAGAACCGGAAGCCGAUUGCGUUUGCGCUACACUCGAGGGUCUCCGAUGUGUUUUCGGUUGAUAUACACCCGGCGGCGAGGAUAGGUAAGGGGGUGUUGCUGGAUCACGCAACGGGGCUGGUGAUCGGAGAGACGGCAGUGGUGGGAAACAAUGUGUCUAUACUACAUCACGUGACGCUUGGUGGGACAGGGAAGGCCGGUGGAGAUAGACAUCCCAAGAUCGGGGAUGGGGUUUUGAUAGGGGCUGGGGCGACGAUAUUGGGAAAUGUGAGGAUUGGAGAAGGGGCGAAGAUCGGGUCGGGUACGGUGGUGCUGAUUGAGGUGCCGCCGUGGACGACGGCGGUGGGAAAUCCAGCGAGGUUGGUAGGUGGGAAAGAGCAGCCUACGGUGCAUGAGGACGUUCCUGGGGAGUCCAUGGAUCAUACCUCGUUUAUUUCCCAGUGGUCUGAUUAUAUUAUCUGAUCGAUGUUUUUGAUCAAUAUGAGCAGUGCAGUAGUGGUAUGUGGUUGUGUGACUUCUGUCCCCGUUGGACCGUUAAGUUGUUCAUUGUCUAUAAAAUGAAGUUUUUACUAUGUAGAAAUAAUAAUGGAGAAAAGCAUUUUGUUGCUUUUGAGAAUUUGAAUUUUUGAGGACCAAUUUCUCUUCAUUUUAUAACUUGUCUUAGUGGUUUGCAAAAUCCCUUUAACAUUUGUUGAAUCGAAAU
Molecule: messenger RNA, 1128 nt
Organism: Ilex paraguariensis (yerba mate)
Lineage: Eukaryota; Viridiplantae; Streptophyta; Magnoliopsida; Aquifoliales; Aquifoliaceae
Source: the annotation of a GenBank genome assembly